Molecule: messenger RNA, 534 nt
Organism: Parnassius mnemosyne (clouded apollo)
Lineage: Eukaryota; Metazoa; Arthropoda; Insecta; Lepidoptera; Papilionidae
Source: the annotation of a GenBank genome assembly
AUGCAAGAAGUUACCAGUAAACGUGGUAUUACAACACUGAAGCCAUUGGCUAUAGUACGUUAUAACGAAAGCAUGUCAGGAGUUGAUCUUCAAGAUCAAAUGAUUUCAUAUUACCCAUGCGAAAGAAAAACUUUACGCUGGUACUUAAAAAUUUUUAUACAUACGAUGAUGAUGAGUUUGGUAAAUUCUCGUUUAUUAUAUAACAAGUUCUCUGGAAAACCUAAGCUUUCAUUAUACGACUUUAGGGAGAAAAUCAUUGAAAUUUUUUUACCUGAAAAUCCACUAAUACCUGAAUCCUCAUCGGGAAAUCGAAGUCAACAAAGUCAUAAGUUGACGAAAAUAUUCAAAACGACGGAACGGAUAAUAAAAACGGGGCCAGAAAGAAAAGUGCAAGCAGUUGCAAGAAAAGAUUGCCGAAAUUGCUACAAAAAUAAAAAACGAGUGCAGACUACGAUGGAAUGUAAGGAUUGUCCUGAUAGUCCGCCUAUGUGCAUGGACUGUUUUUUUAUGUUACAUACUUGUACCAAAAACUAA